Photinus pyralis (common eastern firefly) is the source of this 551-nucleotide messenger RNA. Its product is annotated as transcription factor HES-1-like. Gene Ontology annotation, molecular function: DNA-binding transcription factor activity, RNA polymerase II-specific; protein dimerization activity; RNA polymerase II cis-regulatory region sequence-specific DNA binding. The record is from RefSeq and is a predicted model, not a curated record. The transcript has 2 exons. The coding region runs from base 54 to 539 and encodes 161 amino acids. NCBI's taxonomy places the organism in Eukaryota, Metazoa, Arthropoda, Insecta, Coleoptera, Lampyridae. Gene Ontology annotation, cellular component: nucleus. Gene Ontology annotation, biological process: regulation of transcription by RNA polymerase II; anterior/posterior pattern specification; regulation of neurogenesis.
UAAAAGUUUGCUACCGUAAGGAAGAGGUAAAGUUAAGUUUGAUUGAUUGUGCGAUGAAGAACGAUUACAAAAAGAACACCCACGUUUCGGAAAGCAGAAAGAUCCGUAAACCACUGAUGGAGAAGAAACGUCGCGCCAGGAUCAACGACAGUUUGGAAACGCUGAAACAAAUUCUGCUCGAUUCGAAGACAACGCUUAAGGAAUCGACGCCAAAACGAAACGGUCAAAGAACGACGAAACUCGAAAAGGCCGACAUCCUGGAAAUGACAGUCCGUUAUCUGCAGCAUUUACACAACAAAUUAGGACAAAUUCAGGGAACGCGUCCCGUCAAAACGAACGAAAUCCUUAUACGUCCUGCCGAUAGUUCGUCCGAUAGUGGACUGAAAGUCGGAGUAACUUUAAUCCCGACGAGAUUGGAGAAUGGGGAUUUGGCAUUUGUCGUGCCUUCUAGUUUGCAAAAUGUAGCUCCCGAAAGUGAAGGACAAUUUCAAGAUGAUUAUAGUGAGAAUAACGGUGAUGGAGUUUGGCGCCCUUGGUAGUAUAGUAUUUUA